Messenger RNA from Aureobasidium vineae, 830 nucleotides. NCBI's taxonomy places the organism in Eukaryota, Fungi, Ascomycota, Dothideomycetes, Dothideales, Saccotheciaceae. The record is from the annotation of a GenBank genome assembly.
GAAUUGGUCUCGCUCUGACAAAAUACCUCCUCAAUCGAUCCUGGCGCGUCUUUAUCGCAGACAUCAAUCCUCCUCCUCCAGCCGAACUCUCCGAUUUCCCUUCCUCAUCCCACCACAUUCACGCGACAGACGUUUCAUCCUGGGAUGCGCAAUCCUCAGCCUUCGAAACCUGCUGGUCCACCUUUGGCCGUCUUGAUUUCUGUGCGUUAAAUGCUGGCAUCGACGACCGAGAUGAUAUAUUCUAUUCCACGAGCAAGGAUCUCAACACCCCACCCACCAAACCAAACAUGAAAACCUUUGAAGUCAAUUUGUAUGGUCCAUACUAUGGAGUCAAAUUGGCUGCUUAUUACAUGGCUUUGAACAAGCCAUUGCAUGGUCAAACCAGCGGUAAAGGUGGCAGGAUCGUUAUCACCGCUUCGGACGCUGGACUCUGGGCUUUACCAGCUGUGCCACAAUACACAGCUACCAAACACGCUAUUGUGGGUGUGGUGAGGGCAAUGGCGCCCUCGGCUGCAGACGUUGGUGUCUCGAUUAAUGCUGUUGCGCCAGCGCUUACACCAUCUAAUCUUGCACCUGCUGGUUUACUCGAGAGUUAUCCGAAAGAGGCAUUGACAAAGAUGGAGACAUUGAUGAAAGCAUUUGAUACAUUGGGUAGAUUUGAGGAAGUCGAGACAGAAGGGUGGGGUGGCCAAGAACCUAAUGGACAAAUUGUUGAGGGUAGAGGCGAUGAUAUCCACUUCAAGAAUGAGAUUGAGAAGACGGGCGGGAGGGAGAUCUGGGCAGAUACGUACAAGGAGCGAAACAUAAGAUUUGCAAUGCAGCGUCAGUAG